AUGAGAAGAGAUCACCAAUACUCGACAGUUAUGCUCGAAGGCCUCUCAAGAUUUGUGGGUUUAGCAUUCUUUUUGCGGUCCUGCAGGUGCACAAACGACCACAAUGUGCUUCAACAAUCUCCAUUAUUUCUUAAAGAACGGAAUGGAACUGCACCAAAAUGUCCAUUUUACGUUAACAACCACUUAUAUAAACGUGGUUACUAUCUCGUGGAUGGAAUCUACCCUACAUGGUCUGUGUUUGUCAAAUCAUUUCCAUAUCCUCACCUACUAGACGAUAAGAAGUUCAAGAAGCAACACGAGGCGGCAAGAAAAGACGUGGAACGGACUUUUGGUGUUUUGAAGUCAAAAUGGGGUGUAACGAAUUGGCCAAUGCGUGCUAAGACUGUGAAAAAAAUUAGAGACAACGGAAACGAUAUAGCACCGGUACACAUUCGGGAUCCUCCAGUCAAGUCCGUUCUCGAUGACAGUGUGUUAAACGAGAUUAUGGAUGAAGAUACACAUUGGAGACUAAAACAUGAUCUCGUGGAACAUCUCGGAAGACUAGAUUUACCCUACCCAUUGGUGGAAUCCGACGAAGAGUAG
Helianthus annuus (common sunflower) is the source of this 582-nucleotide messenger RNA. RefSeq lists its product as uncharacterized. The transcript has 2 exons. Lineage: Eukaryota; Viridiplantae; Streptophyta; Magnoliopsida; Asterales; Asteraceae. The record is from RefSeq and is a predicted model, not a curated record. Bases 1 to 582 code for a protein of 193 amino acids.